Molecule: messenger RNA, 2350 nt
Organism: Chiloscyllium plagiosum (whitespotted bambooshark)
Lineage: Eukaryota; Metazoa; Chordata; Chondrichthyes; Orectolobiformes; Hemiscylliidae
Gene: gxylt1b
Product: glucoside xylosyltransferase 1b
Biological process (GO): protein O-linked glycosylation via N-acetylgalactosamine
Molecular function (GO): UDP-xylosyltransferase activity
Source: RefSeq, a predicted model, not a curated record
CAAUUUCUAUCUUUGAUUCAAUGAGCUAAGUGGCCUCUUUCUGAAUCACAUAAUUCGAUCAGUCAAUAACUUCGAGAUUCCGGCUGUGGCUGGACAUUUUUCUUCUCUAGCAAUAAGGACCAUCCCAAAACGACAUUAACAAUAUUUGUCUUGGCAUCUCCUCCAGGCGGCAUCGGCGCGUGAAAGAGGGUGCGUUGCGCAUGCGCAACAACUACCAACCAUGUCCCGUUGCUGCUGUUGGAUGUUCCGGACGCGUAAUGCGAUUGACGGACUGCGAGUACCCAAUGGGCAAUAAGCGGGGCGGGACCUCCGCUUAACCCAUUCAUGAGUUUUGAGAAACCCUAAGGACUCGAGAGACUGUUGGAAGGGGCGGGGACAUCAAAUUUAAAUUACCGCCAGCGGCAGCGCGCGCGCUCUCUCCCUUGUAUUCGCGGAGGCCUUGAGGGCUGCGAUGCGGCGUUAUUUGCGGGUGGUGUUGCUGUGUUCGGCUCUGGCCUUCUUCGUCAUCCUCUAUGUCUUCAACGAGAUCGCCAAGGCCGAGGACGGAGUUCGAGACCCGCCCACUCCGGAUGGCAGAGGCCCAGCUCGAGGACGGUCACGGGCGGGGGGCCUGCCGCCAAGCAGGUGUAAGGAUGUGUCUGUUUCUUUCUGGAAUCCAUAUUGGAUGCUGCCCACUGGUGUUUGUGCAGUGAACUGCUUUUGGGAAUCUGCAUUUAGGCAUGAAGCAAAAACUUGGAACCCUGCAAACUCAUCAAAAAAGCUUUCUUCAGGGAUGCAUCUGGCCGUGGUAACGUGUGGACAAAGAUUGGAAGAAACUUUAACAAUGCUGAAGUCUGCCAUUUUAUUUAGUCAGAAGCCACUUCAUUUUCACAUAUUUGCAGAGGAUGAACUCCAUACCAAGUUCAACAGUACACUGGAAAUCUGGAAGACUGCUUUUCAUCAGAGGUUUAAUCACACUAUCUACCCAAUAACAUUUCCAGCUGAAACUGCAGCAAUAUGGAAGAAGUUGUUCAAGCCCUGUGCUUCCCAACGACUCUUUCUACCUCUGAUCCUCAAAGAAGUGGAUUCUUUGCUCUACGUAGACACUGACAUUCUUUUUUUGCGUCCGAUGGAUGAUAUUUGGGCAUUUCUUGAAGAUUUUAAUCAUACUCAGAUUGCUGGAAUGGCUCCAGAACAUGAGGAGCCACGAAUUGGCUGGUACAACCGUUUUGCCAGACAUCCAUACUAUGGGAAGACUGGAAUCAAUUCUGGCGUUAUGUUGAUGAACAUGACCCGUAUCCGAAAAAAAUACUUUAAGAAUGAUAUGACAAGUGUCCGCCUGAAAUGGGAAGAUUUACUUUUGCCUCUCUUCAAGAAAUACAAGCUCAACAUUACUUGGGGAGACCAAGAUUUACUCAAUAUUAUUUUCCACCAAAACCCAGAAAGCCUGUUUAUUUUUCCAUGUCAGUGGAAUUAUCGACCUGACCACUGUAUGUAUGGCAGCAACUGCAAAGCAGCAGAGGAUGAAGGAAUCUUUGUUCUUCAUGGAAAUCGUGGCGUCUACCAUGAUGGAAAGCAGCCAGCUUUCAGAGCUGUGUAUGAAGCAAUAAAAAGUUAUCCUUUUGGGGAAAAUCCCACCCGUUCACUCCUGCAACCGCUUGAAAAUGAAUUGCAGAAAACUACAAAUACAUAUUGUGGAAGGAUCCACCAGGUCUUCACAAUGCAGCUGCUCAAAAGUCUAAGAACUUUACAGGAAAAAAUUUCAAGAACGUGAGUUUGGUAAAUGACUGAAGGCUUUAUUUUGUUCCAGUGUUAUUUAUAUAGCGGCAGGGACCGGAGUUUUCACAAGACCUAAAUAAAUGACUGGUGGGUCUUAAAAUAUUGAAGUGAGGUAAGUGAAAGAGCUCAAAACAAGUACUGUCUGCAUUGAAACCUCAAGAAUGACUUAUGAAUGUAAUCAUCAUCUCAUACCUGAGCACUAAUUAACCUAAAUUGAAGAAUUUAUUUAGUGGGAAACAUUGUUUACAGAGAAAAGAAUGUUAUUCCAUCAUGUGAAGAUUUGCUAGAGUUGUCGACAAUCUUUAUGACGUGCUUUUCAUUAUGAAGUUAUGGCAAUUAAUCUCUUAUGUAUUACAAAGUAAACACAGAAAUGUCUUGCAUGUUUAUGACAAUCAGGUUUUGAAGAGUGCAUUGCAUUAGGUGCUUUUUGGCUCCAAUAUAAGGAUCAGUUAGGCUCAAUUUCGACACUGUAAUAAAGUGCAAAAUCAGUGUUCUGAAUAGAUUGCUUGUCCAUGAUUGGUAGACACUGAGCAACUGAAAAUAGUUAACUUCAAUUCCAAUCUUUCCAGUAAUAAAAACAUAUUAGUCAACA